Messenger RNA from Penicillium alfredii, 387 nucleotides. RefSeq names its product SEC61-beta family protein. The record is from RefSeq and is a predicted model, not a curated record. NCBI's taxonomy places the organism in Eukaryota, Fungi, Ascomycota, Eurotiomycetes, Eurotiales, Aspergillaceae. The coding region runs from base 1 to 387 and encodes 128 amino acids. The transcript has 3 exons. Gene Ontology annotation, cellular component: Sec61 translocon complex. Gene Ontology annotation, biological process: intracellular protein transport.
AUGGCCUCACCUCGUCCUGCCUCCCCUCUGACCUCGGGCGCUGAGUCCGGCCCCGACUCCAAGUCCCCUGGCUCCGGCUCCGGCGCUGCUGCCACCGGCUCCUCCAUCAGCCGUCCCUCCUCGCCCACUCCCCCCGGCGGUCCUCGCGCGGCUAUGCGCCGCCGUGCUGCCGCUGACCACAAGGAGUCUCUGCGCAAUGUCCGACCCAGCUCGACCCGCUCGGCCGGUGCUGGUGGCUCGUCGGGCACGAUGCUCAAACUCUACACCGACGAGAGCCCCGGUCUGCGCGUUGACCCAGUCGUGGUGCUGGUGCUGAGUCUGGGUUUUAUUUUCUCGGUUGUUGGACUGCACGUCAUCGCCAAGAUCACCCGCAAGUUCUCUGCGUAA